Varanus komodoensis (Komodo dragon) is the source of this 1576-nucleotide messenger RNA. RefSeq names its product NADH:ubiquinone oxidoreductase complex assembly factor 7 (gene NDUFAF7). Lineage: Eukaryota; Metazoa; Chordata; Lepidosauria; Squamata; Varanidae. Gene Ontology annotation, biological process: mitochondrial respiratory chain complex I assembly. The transcript is spliced from 11 exons. Gene Ontology annotation, cellular component: mitochondrion. Gene Ontology annotation, molecular function: protein-arginine omega-N symmetric methyltransferase activity. Bases 320 to 1555 code for a protein of 411 amino acids. The record is from RefSeq and is a predicted model, not a curated record.
GAGCGGGCCCGCGCCUCCCGCACCAGCAAAACUUAGUUGAGGCGCGGUCCUGACCGUGGCGCUGCCUGGCGCAUUUUCAGAGGAAUUGCUCUAUUCAGCGGCCGGGCCAAGCCGGCUGACGAGACGCGCGGCCGGCGUGGACUGCGGCCGGCGCCGGCAUGCCGCUCGCGCGCCCGGGGCGAUCCCUUCUGCAAGCCGCGCACUUGGUGGCGGGGAGGGCCCGCUUGCUGCGGCUCCAUGGUAAUGUUGUUCUUCUGUAUUAAGGUAUCAUUGCUUUAGAUCAGAAAGCAAAGCAGCAGAAAACAGCCCAGUGACUCCAAUGCUGAAACAUCUCACAAUGAAAAUUAAGUCAACUGGUCCCAUUACAGUUGCUGAAUAUAUGCGAGAAGUUUUAACUAAUCCUGUGAAGGGAUACUAUAUGCACCGUGACAUGCUAGGAGAAAAAGGAGAUUUUGUUACUUCACCUGAAAUAAGUCAGAUCUUUGGAGAGUUAAUAGGCAUUUGGUUUAUUAGUGAAUGGAUGGCCACUGGAAAACCAAAAAAAAUUCAGCUGGUAGAGUUGGGGCCAGGUAGAGGUAGCCUUACCAGUGAUAUUUUACGGGUUUUUAAUCAGCUGGGCUCUUUACUUAGUAAAUGCAACAUUUCUGUGCAUUUGGUGGAGGUCAGUCCCAAAUUAAGUGAGAUUCAAGCAUCAGUGCUGACAGAAGAAAAGAUAGAAUUACAAGAGGGACCAUCUGCUUACAUGCAAGGAGUUACUAAGACCAAACUGCCAAUUUUCUGGUAUCGAGAUUUGAAUGAUGUGCCUCUGGGCAAUAGUUUUUAUUUAGCAAAUGAAUUUCUUGAUGCUCUACCUAUACAUAAAUUUCAGAAAACAGAAAAAGGGUGGCGUGAGGUGUUGGUUGACAUUGAUCCAGAAACGCCUGAUAAACUGCGAUUUGUCCUUGCACCAUCUUCUACUCCUGCUACAGAAGCCUUCAUACAUAGGGAAGAAUCCAGAAAUCAUGUGGAAGUGUGUCCUGAUGCUGGGGUCAUCAUCCAAAAGUUGGCCCAUAAUAUUGAAAAGAAUGGAGGAGCUGCACUGAUUGUAGAUUAUGGUCAUGAUGGAACCAAAACAGAUACUUUCAGGGGAUUCCGUGGUCAUAAACUUCAUGAUGUGUUACUGUCCCCAGGAACAGCAGACCUUACAGCAGAUGUUGACUUCAGUUAUCUGCGAAGAAUGGCACAGGAAAGAGUAGCCACACUGGGUCCUGUAGCACAACAAGAUUUUUUGAAAAAUAUGGGCAUUGAUAUAAGACUGCAGGUACUAUUGCAGAAUGCUAGUGAUCCAAGUGUUCGCAGUCAGCUGCUCCGAAGUUAUGAAAUGCUGAUGGACCUAGAUAAAAUGGGAGGGCGCUUCAAUUUUUUUGCCAUUGUGCCUCAUCACAGGCUUGCAGCUUCAGAGCAGAUGCUGCUGGCAGUGAAGAUGCUAAUGGCAGACCUGAAAGAGGAGGAGUGUAAACAGACAACAGAAAGGAAGAAGAAAAGCAGAAGCAACAUGACAGAACAAACAGGCUGAAAAGUCCCAUUGAAGGACUGC